AUGGCCCCAUCCAUCCAUCCGGAGGAGGAUGAAGUGAAUGGCCCAAACAAAAAAGAGAUGUCCCCAACACUACCUCCGCAGGAGCCCGAUAAGCCGCCCGAAAUCACCUUUCCGGAGGGCGGACGCACGGCGUGGCUCACCGUGGCUGGCGCGAUGAUGGGCACAUUCUGCACGUUUGGAACGAUACAAUCUUUUGCGGUGUACCAGGACUAUUACACGCGAAUUUACCUCAGCGACCACCCGCCGUCCGAUAUCUCCUGGAUAGGCUCGGUUCAGGCUUUCCUCUUGUUUGCGCUGUCGUUCGUCAGCGGACGGUUGUUUGACCAUGGAUACUUCCGCCACAUGAUGGUGGGCGGCAGUAUUGUUUAUGUCGUCUCGUACCUCUUGCUCUCCCUCGCCAAACCACACCACUAUUACCAAAACUUUCUCGCGCAGGGUAUCGGAAUGGGGCUUGGAAUGGGAAUUCUGUUCCUCCCCUGCAUAUCCAUCGCCGCCCACUACUUCAAACGCCGCCGCGGCCUUGCUGUCGGAAUCAUCCUCUCUGGCGCGCCAAUUGGCGCAGUCGUCUACCCUCUCAUUCUCAACCACACGUUUCCUCGAUGGGGGUUCGGCUGGGCUGUGCGGACGGUAGCAUUUCUGGACCUCGCACUCUUGAUCAUGGCAAAUCUCCUUAUGCGGACGCGACUAAAGCCGCGGCCACAAGAGGCGGACGUGAAAGCCAUCCUUAUGGAUGUGCCUUUUUGGAUCUGUUGUGCCGGAAUCGCAUUUACCUAUUGGGGACUGUUUAUUCCAAGUAAGCAAUGUCCGCUUGCGAUGAUUCAUCUUUUGCUGACUGUCGCGCGGUAG
Molecule: messenger RNA, 846 nt
Organism: Mycena indigotica
Lineage: Eukaryota; Fungi; Basidiomycota; Agaricomycetes; Agaricales; Mycenaceae
Product: MFS general substrate transporter
Exons: 6
Coding region: 1-846 (281 amino acids)
Biological process (GO): transmembrane transport
Cellular component (GO): fungal-type vacuole membrane
Molecular function (GO): transmembrane transporter activity
Source: RefSeq, a predicted model, not a curated record